ACUUGAAAACGCAGACAAUGAUCAUACACUGAAAAGUGUAUGACUAGCUCUUACACACAAACCCUGCCCAAGCAGACAUUUUGUAUGGCUGUAGCUGUGUACUGUGCAUGGUGCAUACAAUAGUCGGUGUACUGGGCAUUAGGUGUUAUGUACAGCAUAUAGCACUGCACUGUCUGCUAUCUGAAUGCUGCUUAUUGACUGAGCUGGAAAGGGCAUCAUAUUCUAUUCUAACUUUCAUUUUAGCAAGAAACACCCACAGAAUGGCAGAAGUUGAAGCAGUUGUGAUUGCAACUGCGAACGAGAUCAUGGAUAACUUACCGCAUGGGGAUGCAGUGCCAAAUAAAGAGCCAAAUGAUAUCCAGGAAGAUCGAGCUGGGGAGACUGAGAUGCCCUCAGAAGAAACAGCUGAAGAACAAGAUGGAGAGUACCCUUCUGUCUAUUUUGCAGAGCAGGAUUCCUUGAACUCUAGGCAACGCUCAACCUGGCCUGAGAAACGAAUCAUGGGCCUUCUGGACAUCUACAUCAAUGAGCAUCCCGUCUACCUUAAAGCAAAGAUGGAACGCCAGAUCACCGAGUUCCAUGAUUACAUCGGUCAGAUCGUCAACACCGAAGGUGUCCUGGUGGCAGGGCUCCUCAAGAACCUCAGUCGCGAGUAUCGCAAAUUAGUGAUACGGGCCCGGAACAGCGGUGCUUCUGAGAUUCCGAGGUUGCGAGGCUCUUCCGAGCUAUUUGAGAAGUUUGAACAGUACUAUGAGGUUUACAACAAGUUAAGUCCACAGGACUCUGGCUUGAGGAAGAUGUCCAAGCUCUCAAAGCUGAAGCUGCAAAAGACCAAUCCCUUUUCCUCCCAGGCAAUGCCAAAGAUCAAGAAACUUAAGAAGAGCCCGAAGCCGAAGCCUGAAGGGAAUUCAUUUGAUUCCCUGAUGAACCCUUUGGAAGUCAAGAUACCCCCGGUUCCGGUCAUGUCUGAUAAGUACUGUCAGGAGUAUAUCCAGGUCAUGAGAGAGCAGAACAAGGCAUUGAUUGACAUCGGCAAGGAACUCCGGCUGAUGCGGAUGGGCUACUUUACAGAGCAUGAACUAGCAUUGGACUGAAGUCAUGUGAUUAGCUGAGAGGCUUACAUUGAACUUAUUACAACUGAUGAGUUUAAGCAGUGAUCAAAACUAAUUUAUUGUCUCAGUUUGAGACCUAUAGGUUUAGGCUUGCAGCAACUAGCGGUCAGUCCUGGAACUGGACCAUUGAUGUUGGGCCUACAUUCCCUACAAGGGUUCCUUCUAUUAAAGUUUUUAUUGAUUCAAUUUAAACUUGACUGUGAUCAUUCACAAUCUAUUGUGUGAACAUUUAUAAUACACUACAUGGACAGACACAUUGUAGGGGUAUAGUUCAGAUUAAUUUUUUUAUGAUCACAACUCUUUGUAUGAUGGAUCCAUUAUUAUUCUUCUAUCCAUUGUGGUAUAAUAAGCCAUCCAAUAGCAGGUCAAACAUCGAAAGCUGUUUAUCAGGAUUUUAGCUUGGAUCUAAUGGCAAAAAUGCUAACUCACUGUAUAAAAGAAGUAGAUUUUCUUUUUUCUAUGAGUAUGCAUAUUUCUUUAAUAUUUGAUUUUACAACAGAUACUGCGAACUUUAAAAAAAAAUAUGCAUCCACCGUUUUAUAUGAUCUGACCCCAAAUGUUUGGUUAAAAAAAUGAAAAUACAUGUAUGUUCAAACCAGAUGAUCAGAUUUAUCUCUAUUUUUAAUUUGUACAUUUAUGUUUGUUAUUGUUGCCCUCUGCUAUGAUACAUUGUGUCUCGCAAAAAUAUCACUUUGAUAUCACAUUUGGAUGAAGACACAUGAAUCUACAUGUAACUCUAGUUAUUAAAGAAGGUCUGGCUCAUCCAGUCCUGUAUCCAAUUCAAAGUACUAAUAAUGUAAUGUACUGGUACUCAAGAGAAAUUGGCUUGCUUCCCACAAACCUAACAGAAUUUUUUAAUGUUUUAGUUUUUGGCCUAAAUCAUGUAUAAAUAAAUGUACAUGUGUAGGUUUUUUUCAUAGACACAUGUACUCUUGUGCCUUUUUUCUGGAACCAAGCUGGCAGAAGUGGCUAAACAUUCAAUAAAUUAGAACUACGUACAAACACUGUAUACUUUGUUAAAAGACAAACAGUGUACAUCUUUUCACCAGAAUAAUGGACCCAGUACAUGUUUGUUUUCUCAUUUUCCUCCUUUUCUUUUAAACAGAGGCAUGCAAUAUUGUUCUAUGUGUAAAGGGGAAUUGGAAGGCCAAUAUUAAAAGAAACUGGUUACAUGUAACAAAAGUGGAAGGUAUUAACUUGCUAAGCACAACCAAAGUCAAUCAGAAUUCCAUAAGAAAAUUACAAAAAUAUCAAAAGUUUGGCAUAGACCAUAACAAUUUCAUUUUUUUUUUUUAUAGAUAUAAAGUUUUGAUUCUGUGAUGUUUAAAUGCAAGAUGCUUGCCUGCCCCAUCUCCUGGUUCAUGAUUAUUUUAUUUGUGGUUUUUAGUUUUUUAUCAUUCAUUUCAUAGGCAACACCAUCAUUGUAAUUUGUAAAUUACAAUGCAUUUGAUGACAUUAAACAAUAUGUAUGAUUUAAUAUUCAAAUGCAAAAAAAAAGAGAAAAGUAUAAGGAGAAUCUGAUUUGUUUUUUUUCCUAAAAGGGAUGGAGUAAUUUUAUUGAAGAAAGUGAAACUUCCUGAUUAAUGGAAUUCGAGAUGUUCUCUUUUCCUCAUGUAUACAUGCAUAUAAUCAACAAUUCAAUAUAAGUUAAAAAUUAAAUGGAAUUCCUUUAAUUGGAUUUUUUUUAAGAAAUUGCAUCCAGCCCUAAGAAUUUGUAAUGGUACAGGUGCAGUAUCGUGGUACACAAAUGUAUGGUUUACCAAAGUGAUGAAUAUUGUGCACUGUUUAUGUCCCAUGAUGGACAUUAUAGAGCAAUACAUGUACAGUACUUGUAUCAGGGCCAGAGCAUCUUUUCUUUACUCCAUAAUAAAUCACCUGUGCGUAUGUGUCUAAACUAGGCAUUCUACAUUAGGUCUUUAAAUGCUGCUUUCACACACUAAAAAAAUGACUCCAGACCGAUCAAAGCUUCAUCUAGAUGCACAUCCCUACUGGAAAGAAUACAGUGUGUGCCACAGUUUGUGCCACAGUGUGGAAUACAAUGUGAAAUCACCUUCACACUGUUAGAUUUGAGCAUUUCGACAGUGUGAAUCACAUAUUCACAUAGUCAGUCACGUGAACACGCUGUGAACAGUCACCCUGUCGAGGUGUCCACAGUUGAAAAUAUCUGUGGAGCGUCGUGGCCCAGUGGAUUAGUCUAAAACAGAGGGUCGUGGGUUCAAAUCCCAGCCAUGGCGUAGUUUCCAUCAGCAAGGAAUUCAUCCACAGUGUGCUGCACUCGACCCAGGUGAGGUACAUUGGUACCGCAGGAAGUAAUUCCUCAAAAAAGCUGUGUGCACCUGAAUCGGUAACCUAGUUUAGCCGGGGUAAUAAUACAUGUAAUAGCAGGGCCCGCUGGGAGAACAGUUUUCGGAACUGAAGUGGCUACCCUGGGUAAAUACAUGUAUCCUGUUAUUAUUAAUAUCUUCACACUCAUGAAUUUUAGCAUUUUAACAGUGAAUAUUUUCCCAUAGUCCACUAUGUGACCACACUGUGAUCACUGUGUGACAUUUUGUUCUUUCCAGCAGUGAUCAUUUGUCAGUUUGGAGUCGGCGAGGUUGAUAUGACUGUAGUCAAUUGUAGAACAGUGUAAUCCUCUAACGAUGAAAACCAAUGGCAACAAUAGCUACAUACAGAAUUUCUUCUACAUUUUGAUGCGACAUCAGGGAAUAAUUUUGCUUUACAAAUUCAAAUGGCAUUUUUGGUCAUAAGAGAAAAGUAGUUCUAAUAAUGUACAAUCCUAUGUAAAAAUAUGCUAUACAAAAGACUUUAUGCAUAGCAGUCUUUGAAAAUGUGGAGCAAAUUGCGAUGCGAUACCAGGAAAAUGAUUCCCUGGACAUGUUCUCCUUUUAUCGGCAAAGGUAUAGGCAAAGGUACAUACUGUGACUGAACAUGCAAAACAAUGUAUGAAUAAAGGUUUAAUUGUUUCUUUUUCAAGUUUCAGGUUAAUCAAAGUGGAAUAUAAAUCUUCCCUAUGUACAAGUACAUGUAGGAGAAAAAUAAAAGUUUGUUUAUUGAAAAUUCA
Molecule: messenger RNA, 4173 nt
Organism: Lytechinus pictus (painted urchin)
Lineage: Eukaryota; Metazoa; Echinodermata; Echinoidea; Temnopleuroida; Toxopneustidae
Exons: 2
Coding region: 108-1094 (328 amino acids)
Source: RefSeq, a predicted model, not a curated record